Candida albicans SC5314 is the source of this 999-nucleotide messenger RNA. RefSeq names its product cruciform cutting endonuclease (gene CCE1). Lineage: Eukaryota; Fungi; Ascomycota; Pichiomycetes; Serinales; Debaryomycetaceae. The record is from RefSeq and is a predicted model, not a curated record. The transcript has a single exon. Bases 1 to 999 code for a protein of 332 amino acids. Gene Ontology annotation, molecular function: crossed form four-way junction DNA binding; DNA endonuclease activity; Y-form DNA binding. Gene Ontology annotation, cellular component: mitochondrion.
AUGAUUCAAAAACUGUAUCUCAUCGAACGAUUACGAUCCUGUAAAAUAUCUACCCUUAAUGAUCUUGCAAUAUUAACUGGAUCCCCCAUAAUAUCAACCAAUAAAUCUUGUCGAAUUGAAGGAUUAACAGCAGGAUAUUAUUUUUAUUUGAAUCAUUAUCAUAAAUUCUUAUCAACUCAAAAACAAAGAACAACAUUAUCAAUUGAUGUUGGAAUAAAAAAUUUCUCAUAUUGUAAAUCAAAAUCAUCAAAAUCAACAUCAUCAUCAACAUUAACAACAUCCAAUUUCCCCAUAAUAAUUACUAAAUGGGAUAAACUCAAUUUAGAUACUCAAUAUGGUGGUGAUAAUUAUUCCCUGAUAUUACAUAAGGAUUCUAUCCUUGACAAUAAACGAUAUUUGAAUCAAUUAACUAAAUCACUUGUAAAUGAAUUACAACCAAAUGAAUAUGAUGUAGUGAUUAUGGAAAUCCAAAGAACGAGAUCAGCAGGAAAUACUAGUACUUUACCUACAGUAUUAUUGAAUUAUACAUUAGAGAAUUUAAUUUUUGGAAAUAUUUAUCCUCAAAUUGUUAUACCAAUGACUUCAUUUAAAAUGACAAAUUUUUGGUUACAUAGAUUCAUAACUAGAUCAACCACUAAUACCAAACAAUUAAAAUCAAAUAAUAAUAAUAAAGGCAUUAGAUUUGAAUUGAUGAAAUUAUGGUUGAAUAAAUUAUUUAUAUUACCAAAAUAUCCCCAAAAUGAAUUAACAAAAUUGGAUUUAUUAAAAUAUUUAAAACUUGAUAAAUCAGAAAAAAUUGAUGAUUUAAUCGAUAGUUUAUUAUAUAAUUUAACAAUUAAUCGUCAAUUUCAACAUUUGGCAGAAUUUCAUCAAUUAAUGGUAUCUAAUAAUGGAGAUAUCGCUCAAUUUGUUCAUGAUAAGAAUAAAUAUCAUUUGCAAUUGAUUCAACCGAUAAUUGAUAAAUAUGAAUUGGAAUUAAAACCUGGGAGUAUAGACUGA